AAUGAUAAAAACUUGGUCACCAUCAAUCCAAGCUGCCAUUUUCUUUCUCAGAAUCUUCAACUUGUUGCUGAUGGUGGCUCAUGUUUACUUUGCGGUGGCUUUUAUUACACUGACUAAAGAAUUUGAUCUUUAUAAUAGUUCACUUCAGAUGAUUGGGGUCAUUUUCCUGCCAAGCUUCUUGUUCCAGGUUUCAUCGAGAUUCAGAGCAAGCUGGAUAUUCCAUUUCUUUGCACAUGGAGUUAGCUCUAUUGUGAUAGCCAUUGCAAUUGUAUUGGUUUUGAUUAUGAGACAAUUCCCUCAAACAGAACUCGAUGACUACUCAUUCUUUCUAUUAGGAGUAAUCUUUGGUCCAGGUGCUAUCAUAUCCAUUAACCUGCUGAUCCUCCUCAGUCUCACUCAGCCUAGUCUAAGGAGAACCUAUUUCAUCAAUCAGGAUGUGCAAAUGUACCAAACAAUGCUGGCUAUCUAAAUGAGUCAGGAAAGCCUGGAAAUAGCUAAUAAUAAUU
Messenger RNA from Moneuplotes crassus, 506 nucleotides. The record is from the annotation of a GenBank genome assembly. NCBI's taxonomy places the organism in Eukaryota, Ciliophora, Spirotrichea, Euplotida, Euplotidae.